Carassius carassius (crucian carp) is the source of this 1168-nucleotide messenger RNA. RefSeq names its product CD40 ligand-like. NCBI's taxonomy places the organism in Eukaryota, Metazoa, Chordata, Actinopteri, Cypriniformes, Cyprinidae. Gene Ontology annotation, molecular function: tumor necrosis factor receptor binding. Gene Ontology annotation, biological process: immune response. The record is from RefSeq and is a predicted model, not a curated record. Gene Ontology annotation, cellular component: membrane. Bases 71 to 868 code for a protein of 265 amino acids. The transcript is spliced from 4 exons.
GCUCUCCAGAACUGCAUGGGUGCCACAGGAGUACACGUCUCUUCUCUUGUCAACUUGUCAUCUCUUCAUCAUGAUAAACACCUUUCACAGUAGCUACAAUCCCCCACCGGUGCCUCCACGGACAGGAUACAGCAAACCCCAGCCAGUGGGCAACUCACCUUUAGUCAAGUUUCUGUCAGUGAUGCUACUGCUCUUAAUGAUACUGACCAUUGGAGGCUUCCUCUACCUGUUCCAGAAACUCAACAUGCAGCUCCAGGGCAGUUAUCACGAAGACAUGACAAGCCUACAGAGACUACAGGACUGUGCGGAUAGCAGUAUGGGAGAAGACUCAAUGACAGAAUGUGGCCAACUGAUGGAAAAAUAUAAAGCUGCCAUAGCAAAGGUAUUUAAGGUUUAUUUCAAACUGUCUAAGUUAACUGGAGGGCCACACGUCAUUGGACCAGCUGCACACAUGACUGCUCUGAGCGAACAUAAAGAUAAGAAUUCUGACUUCUUGAAGACAAACAGUCUUCUUUGGGAUGAAGAGCAAUCGCUGCUACAGGACGUACGGUUUAGCAACAAACGGGACAAGUUGACCAUUCAGUAUCCCGGAAUCUAUUUCAUCUACUCCCAAGUCACCUUCUCCAAACCUUCUACUUCUUUUGGAUUAAAGCAAUCCAUAAGGAGCAUAGACCCCAAGACACAGGAUGUCAAGGAGCUACUCAAGUCUUUUUGCAGUUUGGACCCAGAUGCAUCAUCAGAUUUGUGUACAGCCUCUCUAUCAGGGGUGUUUCGUUUAGAGAAAGACCAACAGCUCUAUGUUACAGUUGCAAACACAUCCUUGGUGAACCGGAACUCCUGCAGCUUUGGAUUAUUCAAAUUGCAGUGAAGAACACUCUGGAAUUGAAAUGUGGGAGAAGGGGGAGAUGGAUCAAACGAGACGGAUGGAUCAGGGCACUAUUAUUAAAUGGAGAAUCAUACAGCCAUGUGCACACCAUCUGAAAAAGACCAGCUCAAAGACCAAGUCAUUGCACCACCAGGAAGUUGUCAAGCUACUACACUCUCUCUAUGCUGUACAUUUACUCCAUUCAAAUGUAUAUUGUGUUCCUGUGGCUCAGUGUUAGAACAUUCCGUUAGCGGUGCAAAAGGUUGUGUGUUCGAUUCCCAGAGAACACGUUAGGUAAAAAAA